This is a messenger RNA of Siniperca chuatsi (mandarin fish), 4263 nucleotides long. It is a transcript of the gene prok1, whose product is annotated as prokineticin 1. The transcript is spliced from 4 exons. The coding region runs from base 3369 to 3797 and encodes 142 amino acids. The record is from RefSeq and is a predicted model, not a curated record. Lineage: Eukaryota; Metazoa; Chordata; Actinopteri; Centrarchiformes; Sinipercidae.
GUUACUGUACAGAAUUGAAGAAACAUCAAAACAAGCACUAAUUUAAAUUUCUCCUGCAUCUACCCCUCUACCCUAUCGUAUCUGAAACUUCUAGGCGUGUAUCUCCAAAGAUAUUUAAGAAAAAUCACCAUGUUUUUGAUUUUAUCACGUUGAAUGAUUUUACAUCUUUUUGAUCAAGGAGACAAUUGGAAUGUAUUUUCACUGUUGUCCAGUGACCCUAAAUGUCGCCCCUUUGAAGGUCAACAAGACUCCAGAAAGUCACAGCACCUGCCCAAGAAAUAGUCCUGCACAUAACUUUUUGUGAAAACUUGAUGCUUUUAAACUUAGGUUUUUGUACAAAUUAAACAAAGAAGAUAUAACAUGUCAUUCAGGACAUAGAAUUAUAGGUGGAAAGAGUCCUAAAAUGACACAGGGUUAGUAAAAUCAUUGAAUUUGGUGGUAUUUAGUACUGCAGACAAGGUCAGUAUCCACAUUGCAGUUGGCAGUAAAAGGGUCAUUUGCUAUACCUGACUUUGUUACUCAUUGUUAGUGAUGUUCACAAUUAACCUCACUUUGUUAUUUUUUUACCAGCAAGGUUACUGAGGAUUUUGCUGGAUGUUAUUUAGCACGUAUUUCUCUACAAGUAAUACCCAGUAACAAGCAAUUAUUAACUCUGUGAAUAUGAUUGACUUAGGACUGAUUAUGACACAGGUUGACACAACAAGAUGGAUAGCAAGUUGUAUGUGUUACACACAUUUUUAUAAACUUGCAUUUUCCAUUUGAAGCAUUCGUACUUGGGUUUGAAGUGAUUUUAAGGAAGCUAACAAUAAUUUACCUACAGUUUUCUUAGUUGCUUCCGCACAAUUGUCAAAUGAAAAUCAUUAUUUUAUUUUUAAACACUGUGAAAUUCUCAAGUCCACAGCUAUUUUUCUCUCACAGCAGUUUAGACACUUCUUGUUGCUUUCAUACAGACGUCAAAUGUAUAAGUAUAUUCAGUUGAUAGCCUCUGUGAUCAAAAUGGAUUAUGCCGUUUUUACAUUGAACUGUAUUACGCUCAGAUGUGCUCACUGUGUAAAUCCUCACAUGCAAAAUAUUAGUAAGACAACUGUCAUAACAUAACGUGUGCAGUGCAUCACAUGUUGUAAAAUUUAGCUUACAGGUGCAACUCCUCAGCUACUAUUUCUCAGACACAUUUAAUAAUAACUUUACACACAGAGGGCGAAGCUGAGUUUUAUGUAGGUACCACUGAAUAUGAACCAGGCAGAGUGGGACAACAGCCUGCUUAUACAGAAGGGAAGAUGUGAAAGUUACUGUACGUGAUGUGUUUGGUCAGAGUGAGCGGUGGACCCUGAGAAAAUGACAGAGGGAGGAGGACAGAGCCUAUACCCUGUCUUUGAGGACGCCAUAGCAAAGACAUGUAGGAGAAGGUUGCAUCAUGCCAAAGGGUGUUUCUUGUGUACUGUAAGACCAAAUAGUAGAUGAAAUACUGUGACCAGAUAGACAGGAGGGUUUGGAUGGCUGAUUAGUUGUUGAAGGGGAUUCACAUUUUGUUUUUCUUUCUUUUUCUUAACAGCUGCUAUUUGCAAGAAUUAGUUGUAUCGGGACGUGUGUUUUUCCUAUACCUCCAUUUUUCUAUUUUCAGCUUGACAUUUCUGUUACAUAUAAGGUGCUCACUGUGAACAGGGGACAUACCAGAAAGUUAGCUGGAGGCCACUGCCUGGGCUCACCUCCCUGCAUGAUUUCUGCUGCCUGUCCCAAGACGGUGAGGCUUCAGUGCUCCUGCUGACAGGGCAGAAAUGGGUGAAUGUAAUUAUGUGGCCACUGCAUUGGAGGAAUCCAUCACUUGAGCAGUAGCAGGGUAAUGUGCUGCUGACUAACCCAUGGGGUACGCUCCUUCUCCUCUCCUCUAAUUCUUCUAUCUUUUCCGCUCACUCAUAUUUCUCUUCUCACAGCUUAAAUCAGAGCCCGGACUCGCUUCCGCUGACAACCUGCUGCCCAUCACUGUCCGAGCACGCACACGUACAAGUGCAAGUUUAUGCAUGCAGAAUAAUUUCCGAGGUCCACAUACACGUGAUAUCUUCUUCCCUUGUUACACACACACACACACACACACACACACACACACACACACACACCUAAGGAAUCUUUAAUCUUGUAUGCAGGGAGGUUGGCAUAAACACUAGAUACCAUUAUUUGCUACAUAUGGCCACUUUACAACCAGAGUAAAUCUCCAAAUGAGCUGAACCCAAAAUAGAGAUCUGACUGACUGAGUCAGUGUAUCAUCACCCUGCUAAAUAUACUGUAUAAUGACUAAUAUAAUUCAGGUGUUUCACUAUGAUUUAUGUUAUUUAACACAAAAUAAGACUCAGUAUUCAUAUUCUGUUACCCAUUAAGUGACAGUGUAGCUUAAUAAGCAAUGUAAGUGAGGUGUAGUGAGAAGGGGUAUCUCCAAAUUUACUCAAACCUUAAGCACUGUGAUUCAUUUUCAAAUGAAGUAACUACAAAUAGUGAAUUGAUGAAAAAUUAAUAAAAGUAGCAUAAUUUUAGACCUGGAAACAAAGUGAACCAAUUUAUAUCUUCACUCAAAAAAAGACCACAUCUGACAGAUUCUCAACAGAAUUUACACAUUUUACUGUCAAAGUUAAAAUAUUUAAAUAUACACCAAACAAAUACUUAAAAUCAUAUACAUCACACGUAUUACAGAGUAUGUGACUAAGCAGAGUUUCUAAGAUAAGAGAGUCUCAUUCUCUCAGUGUGGAUAAACUGGUGAUGCUAAAGUUGAUGACAGCUGGCACAUUGCAUAGCAUCCUGGCAGACAUGUUCCAUAAUAAAAUAAGGAAUAUCACUUUCCAGCCUAUAAAUGCUUUACAUGAAGCCCACUCAGUGAGUCAGCCUUUGUUCAUUUCUAGAAACUCAUUAUAUGGCUUUGAUGUUGAUUUGUCUUGUCCUGGCUGCUUCAGACUGACAAAUAACUCUGGAUUUCAUGACACCUGUGCCCUUUUUCUCACAAGGAGGUGUCAGAUUAAUUUUAGUUCAUAUGAAUGUCAUCAAUUGUUUUGUAGUUUUCCAUAUUUUUUUGUGUUAACUUGAACCACUUGAGUCAUGGAAACUCUGCCAGCCUCUGCCUUGAGUAGAUGUAUGGUAGAUGUAUGGUCAAACCUUAUAUAACAGGCAUACACGUAGACAUACAAGUAGAGGGGACUACUGUGAGCUUCCAUCAGCCGUCAUCAGGAUGAGUAAGAUGACGAAGCUUCUGAAGAGACAGGCAGAGAGGGCGUGGGGAGAUCUCAGACAUGGGGGGAGAGGGAGGAAGGGGGAGUGUCGGGGAUUGGUGGAUAAAGAGAGGGAGAGAGUGUGGCUCCCCCCUCUGAGGAGUUCUGGGAACCUUCAUGACUGACUGGAGAGCCGGGGUUCCAGUGCGAGGUGCCGGAGAGAUCGUUAACAGCUGUUGUCCAGUGUUGAGGGUGUUGAGAGAGUCCAGUUCUCCUGUUGCUGCCAUGAGCUUCAGGGCGGUGCUGCUGUCCUUCCUCCUGGUGUCCCUGGGCUGGUCCAGAGGAGCCGUCAUCACAGGGGCCUGUGAGAAAGACGUGCAGUGUGGUUUUGGUCUUUGCUGUGCCGUCAGUCUGUGGCUGAGGGGUCUGAGGAUGUGCGUUCCAAGAGGUGUGGAAGGGGAUGAAUGCCACCCCUUUAGCCACAAGGUGCCCUAUCCAGGCAAAAGGCAACAUCACACCUGCCCCUGUCUGCCCCACUUGGUGUGCACCAGAUACGCUGAUAGCAGGUAUAGAUGUACUGAAGACUUCAAAAACAUGGACUUUUAAAAGAUGGCCAAACAUUCAGAUGAAGAACAGCACAGCGGAAACAACAUUUCAGAGUGAAGACUUGAACAGGCCGUGGAUCGGAAACACAUAUUUAAUCUUCACUGACUGUAUUCUUCAUUUGUGCACUCUAUGCAGUAUAAUACAUAGGUUGGAUUCUAUCAAUCCACACAUCAAGGACAGAAAAAGAAAUGUCAAAAGUAGACUCAAGUGUAACCUGUUAACAAGAGCCUCAGUAGACAUCAGACACUUUUUACUUAAUAAAAACAAGGAAGCUAUUUGUGAACAAUUGAAACAUUUGCUGUUUUAUUUUCAUGCUCACUUAAUGUUAAUUUAUCAAGAGAAAUGUAUAAAUAGUAUCGUCAAUAAAAGUAUAAUAACAACAUUGUCGUUGGAGACGUACUCUGUAGAGGGUUUGUUUCCGUGUUCAGUUUAUGUUGCUUGAUUAAACAUAAUGUGUGUUACAGGA